Messenger RNA from Polypterus senegalus (gray bichir), 464 nucleotides. RefSeq names its product zinc finger protein 664-like. Gene Ontology annotation, biological process: regulation of transcription by RNA polymerase II. The transcript has 3 exons. The annotation marks the transcript as partial. The record is from RefSeq and is a predicted model, not a curated record. Gene Ontology annotation, molecular function: DNA-binding transcription factor activity, RNA polymerase II-specific; RNA polymerase II cis-regulatory region sequence-specific DNA binding. NCBI's taxonomy places the organism in Eukaryota, Metazoa, Chordata, Cladistia, Polypteriformes, Polypteridae.
AUGGAGAGGUGGAGAGGCUCUAGAGAGGAGGGGAAUGAAGGAAAUAAAGAUCAGUGCAGUUUGGAAUCUGGAAAAGAAUUCUGUGGCAGGAGUGCUGAACAGAUCCACACUAGAGUACACACGGGAGAGAAGUCAUAUUGCUGUACUGAAUGUGGUAAACAGUUUUCACAAAUGAGCAAUCUGAAGAGCCACAUUAGAGUUCACACCGGUGAGAAGCCGUAUUGCUGUAACGAAUGUGGUAAACAGUUUUCAGAUGUGAGCAGUCUUCAGACACACACUCGAGUUCACACCGGAGAGAAGCCUCUAAAGAACCACUCUAGAGUUCACACGGGAGAGAAGCCAUAUUGCUGUACUGAAUGUGGUAAACCGUUUUCAGAAAUGAGCAGUCUUCAGAGACACACUAGAGUUCACAACAGAAUAAAGAGGGUAGCAGUUCAAAAAUCAGUCCAGAAAAACAAGCACCC